Molecule: messenger RNA, 1367 nt
Organism: Anguilla rostrata (American eel)
Lineage: Eukaryota; Metazoa; Chordata; Actinopteri; Anguilliformes; Anguillidae
Product: ER membrane protein complex subunit 4-like
Exons: 6
Coding region: 437-982 (181 amino acids)
Biological process (GO): protein folding in endoplasmic reticulum
Cellular component (GO): EMC complex
Source: RefSeq, a predicted model, not a curated record
UUGAAUUCUUCAUGAGGGACAGGAAAACAAAAUGCAUGAUUUUUUUAUAGGAAAGCACGUCAUUUGACCCCUGAAAUAAGUGAGUGGUUCAUGUUUCUCUGGUGCCAGUUUAAGUUUGUUGAUUUCCUUACAGGCAGCAUCUCUCACAAAUGGAGAAACGAGACACAAAUACGGACGGUCCUUUAGCUUCAGAGAACACGUAAAAAAGUCGAACACAGGUGGCUUUGGUAAUGACGCUUAAAGUAUACGACAGGCUCCGCGAAGCACGAGUUAAACGUCAUCAAUUUGAGACAGGAAGUCAGAGAAGUGCGUCUUUAACCAUCUUUAACCUCUCUGGAUUUAACAGCUAACAGUUUCGUACGGUUACGUAUCAACGGUUACUUUUACCAGAAGGUCUUUUGGGAUUCCUUUACCUUUGACUGUGCCUGUGGUUGCCAUGGCAGCUGCAGGGGGACUGGGCGGGGCACUGUCCGCACGAGGAGGAGCCGGGGCCAGGCGGAUGAAGUGGGCUCUGGAGUUGAGUCUGGGGAGCAGCAGGAAUCGCGGGGACUCUCUGUACCCCGUGGGAUAUUUGGACAAGCCGGUUCCUGACACCAGUGUCCAGGAGACUGACAGAAAUCUGGUGGAAAAGAGGUGCUGGGACGUCGCUCUGGGUCCCCUAAAGCAGAUCCCCAUGAACCUGUUCAUUAUGUACAUGUCUGGCAACACCAUCUCCAUCUUCCCCAUUAUGAUGGUGUGUAUGAUGGCCUGGAGGCCCAUCCAGGCCCUGAUGUCCAUGUCUGCCACCUUUAAGCUAUUGGAGAGCUCCAGUCAACAGUGGCUCCAGGGUCUGGUCUACCUCUUCGGAAACAUUCUAGGGUCUGCAUUGGCCAUCUACAAAUGUCAAUCAAUGGGGCUUCUACCCACUCACUCAUCUGAUUGGCUAGCAUUCAUUGAACCUGCCCAGAGGAUGGAGAUCAUGGGCGGAGGCAUGGUGCUCUGAACAAGUGGCAGGACGAGACGCACACACACUCUCACACACACCCACACACGCACACACACACACGCACACACACACACCACACACACACACACGCACACACACACACGCACACACACACACACUCACGCACAUACACACGCACCCACACACACUCACACACGCGUGCACGCACACACGUACACACACACACUCACAUACAUACACACACAUACACACAAACACACACACACUCACACACGCGUGCACACGCACACACACUCACAUACAUACACACACACGCACACACACUCACACACAUACACACAAACACUCACACACACACUCACACACGCGUGCCCGCACACACGUACACACACACACUCACAUACAUACACACACAUACACA